This is a messenger RNA of Dendroctonus ponderosae (mountain pine beetle), 2948 nucleotides long. RefSeq names its product myosin light chain kinase, smooth muscle. Bases 626 to 2446 code for a protein of 606 amino acids. The transcript has 7 exons. Gene Ontology annotation, cellular component: nucleus. The record is from RefSeq and is a predicted model, not a curated record. Gene Ontology annotation, biological process: positive regulation of apoptotic process; intracellular signal transduction; protein phosphorylation. NCBI's taxonomy places the organism in Eukaryota, Metazoa, Arthropoda, Insecta, Coleoptera, Curculionidae. Gene Ontology annotation, molecular function: protein serine/threonine kinase activity; ATP binding.
UCGAUCCUCUUCUACAGUGCACACGUGAACAACGUUUAGAUUUUCCAUCAUUAGCUUAUUUUUGAAAAUUUUUCAAAAUGACGUGCCUGAAUGCACUUUUCCAUUCAUAGAACGUAUUUCGCAUCCAGGCAAUUGUUUCAGUUAUAAUACGUAUAAAACAUACGUUAUUAAUUUUCGAACGUCUGUUACAAGUAUGGAUAGGUCAUCAAACAGGCAAUGGAAACAUCCUAUCAGGUUCUCACUUGAAGGUUACUCCAUAAACGUAAUAAGCAACGCGCGUUUAUUUUAUUUUAAAAAAAUCACCCACGCCAAAUUGUCGUUCAUUAAUAAAGAAAGCAGGUAUGCAGGCAACAGCAGCGUCCGCGCUUUGUUUUUUUGUGACCGGUGGUCAUCGAUGACGCCGAAACAUUUUUUAAUGCGCGUCAUUUUAUCGUAAACACCUUUUGUUUGCCUGAAUCAGAGAAUAUUUGUAUAUGAACAAACGUCUAGAUCUGGAGAUGUAUUUUCUUCUGUUAGAUUUAUAAUCAACUGAGUUGAAAAUACCUCUUCCAUAUAUUUUAUCAACAAGUUCCAGCCGAGUGAAACCAUUGAAUGUAAUAAAUGGCAACAAGUAACGCCGGCUGCAAUGUAUGGUGUGGAAAUUCAGUUAAAAUGUGUUUAUCUAAGGAAAAGGCGUUUAGAAGUGGAGCUCAGCUUUCCUUACCGGGAUGUCCAGAUUAAAAGGAACAUCGACCCAAAGGAUGAGUACACGUUAGAGGAAGAAAUUGGAAGGGGUAAAUUUGGGACAGUCUACAGAUGUACGGAAAAAGCGUCCGGACUAUCGUUGGCAGCAAAAUACGUGUCCUGUCCGAAAAAAGAGGACAGAAGAAAUGUGGAACGAGAAAUAGACAUUAUGCGAAUGCUUCAACAUCCCAGACUGAUUCAAGUCUAUGACGCCUUCGAAAAUGGGAAAGUCAUGUGGGUAAUACUGGAAUUAAUUGAAGGAGGGGAACUAUUUGAAAGGGUGAUAGAUGACGAUUUUAUAUUAACGGAAAAGGCAUGUACAGUUUUUAUGCGACAAAUCUGCGAAGGCAUCGACUUUAUACACAAACAAAGAAUACUGCAUCUCGACAUGAAGCCGGAGAAUAUUCUGUGCCUGACAAAAACUGGCAACAGGAUUAAAAUCAUCGACUUUGGUCUGGCGCGUAAAUUCGAUCCAGACAAGAAACUGCAGGUUUUAUUCGGAACACCGGAGUUUGUGGCUCCGGAAGUGGUCAACUUUGACGCCAUAGGAUUUGGAACCGAUAUGUGGUCCAUUGGAGUUAUAUGCUAUGUUUUAUUAUCGGGUUUAUCGCCCUUCAUGGGACACACGGACGUUGAAACCAUGGCAAAUGUCACCAUUUCCAAAUACGACUUCGACGAUGAAGCGUUCCAGAGCAUAUCCGAAAACGCCAAAGACUUUAUCAGGAAAUUGUUGAUCAAAGAUUUGAACCAAAGAAUGACAGCGGAAGAAUGCUUGCAACAUGAGUGGCUGAAAAAGAAAACAAGGCAACCACUUCAGCGAAUUAGUUCGAUGGAUGUGACCAAGGACAAUUUGCGUCAAUUUGUGGAACGGUGGAAUGAGCACCCGAAUUCUCCAUAUAUAUUCGAGGUAACGAACGGUAUUGAACCAGAUUCGGAAGCUGGAAGUGGUAGUUUAAGCGAAUCGUCUCAUUCAUUGGUCGGAGAUUCACCAUCGCCCUGUGGCAGCCUAGCAUCCAGUCCGGAGAACGAUUGCAUUUUCCUAAGCAAUAAUAUAGACAAUAGCAAUAAUGACUUAUUCAUGCCUCCAAAGGCAUUACUGGUGCCAAGCGACCAUUUGAGGCGAGCCUCGGAUUCCUCAUGUUUCGUAAAAAAUCAAGACAUCACUGAAAGGAUAAAUCUAGCGGAAGAAAUCCGGAAACUGUCUGAUAAACUCUUUAGACUGUCGAAUAUUGAGACAAGUUUAACCAACAGUUUCCCUUCAUCGAAUGAUGAAAAAUCCAGUAAAAAGACUGACGAUAUAAGUUGUGAUGACUAUGCAGCUGAACCAAUCUCACCAUUGCCCAAAGAUCACCCUCAAAGUCCUGCAUGUAACAUACCGUGGCGGAAAACGAAGAACAAGAUCAACCCCAAUACUAGCAGAGAUGUUCCUAUGAGUUGCCGAAAUAUUUACAAAAAGCUCGAUGAAGAGAAGCUGUUGAGUUCGUAUAAAGAACGCAGCAAUCCUACAGACGCGAACGGUACCAAAGAUCUACUUUUGCGGUUAUUGCAAAACUGGGACGGACCGAAAAACUCAUCUAGCCGACCUAGUACAAGGCACGGUUCAGUUUCCGAAUGGACUGAAGACGAUGCUCUGGGACAAAGAACCAUUAGCUCAUUGAAUAACUUCUUCCAAAGCAGAGCGACCAAUAAAAAAAUUACCCCGUUUCAUUUCAACAAGUCUUAAUUCUUCAAAAACUUUUUUUGGGAUGAUUGAUUACUUGGAAUGUUUCACCCAGUAUGGUCGUUAUCGAAAUGUGCAUUGGACGAAUGGAGGAUGAGCAGCAAAAUGGAAUUUGACGAACUGGCAAGCCCAACUUUAAUGAGAGAUUAUUUUUUCUUAAGCUUUUCCUUAUUCAACGUGUGGGCUGAGUACGGAAGUCAAAACGAACAAUUUGAGUGUGUGCCUCGAAUUGACUACACUGUCGACGGCCAGAGAUGUUACUCUAAGUUUAAAUCAUAAGCAAUUCGAAGUUGUGAAGUGUGAAAACCUCAUUAGUGCACGAAAUUUUUCUUCAAUGCACCAUCUGGCAAAUAUUUCUGUACAAGUAGAAUUUUCUAAACUUUUUAAGAAAUAAUUUCUUUAGUGUAUUUUAUAUUUAUGUCGCUGUGUACCAUCCAAAGGGGCCAUAUAGUGUCAACUUGUCUCUCGUUUAUGUUCACUUCAAUAAAAUUACUUAUUAACCAAC